GCGCUUCCUCAAGUGGACAUACGCCUACGGCUUCUUCGCCACCUACGCCGCUGACCAGCGAAAGCUUUUCGAAUUCCAUCAGGCGCAACUGGAAGGCACACUGGAACGACUCAGCGACAUCCUGGAGAAUACACGCUGGGAGUCUUACUUGCUCACGGAG
Molecule: messenger RNA, 160 nt
Organism: Symbiodinium sp. CCMP2592
Lineage: Eukaryota; Dinophyceae; Suessiales; Symbiodiniaceae
Source: the annotation of a GenBank genome assembly